This is a messenger RNA of Chironomus riparius, 3040 nucleotides long. NCBI's taxonomy places the organism in Eukaryota, Metazoa, Arthropoda, Insecta, Diptera, Chironomidae. The record is from the annotation of a GenBank genome assembly.
UUAAUUGGCGUUUCAAAAAAAUAAAAGAACGAAUUAUUAACCACCUGGCCACAGUGCGAAUUGAGGAAUCAAAUUGAAAUGUCGAUGGUGCGAGAAGUGUGUCUUAUUGUGGUUUUAAUAUUUAUUACUUCCGAAGCUAGUAAAUUAUCCAAUAAACAAAAUGAAUUAUUAAGUCAACGAACCAAGAGAAGUGAUCAAUCAUUGAAUUACAGGCUUCCAAAUAAUUCACUUCCAAUAAGCUACGAUCUAUGGAUUAUGACGGAUAUACAUAAAAGUGAUUUAAAAUUCAAUGGGCGUGUAAAAAUUCGGAUAAAAAUAAUCGAGGAAAGUGAGACAAUAACAAUACAUUCACGUGACAUCAUCAUCACUAAGGUGGAUUUAUACGAUAAGGAAGGGAAUUUAAAUAAAUCCAGUUUAGAAUUUAAGAAUUCAGCGAUGGAAGAUUUUCUCGUCAUCAUGUUGCCAUCAUUUCUGAACGUCGAUGAUGAAAUUAUGCUGGAUAUAGACUAUCAUGGUAAUAUGACUAACAAUGAGACGAGUGGAUUGUAUGCGACAUCGUAUCAAGAUGAAGCAAAUGAGAAAGUUUGGAUGGCAGCGACACAUUUUCUCCCAAUAAGUGCUCGUAAAGCAUUUCCAUGCUAUGAUGAGCCACAAAUUAGAGUCCCAAUUAAAUUACAAAUUCAGCAUGACAAGUCUUAUCAUGCAUUAUCGAAUAUGCCAGUUUCAUCAAAUCAGUUUGGAAUUAGCAACGUCACAACUACAUUUUUUGAGACACCACCAAUACCAACAUACCUUUUAGCUUUUGUUGUCUCAGAUCUUGACUUUAUUGCCAAUAAAAAUGGGCAAAUCGAACAAAAGAUUUAUGGAGAACCUUUGAAAAUUCGAAAUGGAACCGCCAAGUUUGCACUUAAAACAGUCGAUGAAGUGCUAAAUAAAUUCAUUGAAGUACUUCCGAUUUCACUUGAAUUAAUGAAACUGGAUCACGUAGGAAUUCCACUGUUUAGCGGUGGAAUUGAGCAUUAUGGAUUAAUAACGUAUGAGGAGAGUUUCUUACUAUUAGAUGAGAAUGGAUUUAACGAGGAAGUUCUGCAAUAUUUUAAACCGCAAAUUAUUGGUGCAAUUGCACAUUGUAUAGCACAUCAAUAUUUCGGAAGUAUUGUCUCGAAUGCUUGGUGGCAAUACUUGUGGUUAAAUGAAGGAAUUACCAUCUUUUUCCAAUACCACAUCUCGAAUCUGUUAUAUCCAGAAUAUGAAUACAUGAAUUUAUUUCAAGAUUUAAUUGUACAGCCAUUAUAUAGUAUCGAUGUUGGUCUUAAGGAUGCAAUCAAUGACUUUGUGGAAACACCAACUGAAAUUGACCAAAAGUUUAAUUCCUUUGUUGUGGAAAAGUCAGCUGUAAUCAUCCGAAUGUUUUACGAGGCGCUAUCACCAUCAACAUUUACAAAAGGACUUACUAUCUUCUUAAAUGACAUGAGAUUUAAAGCUGCAAAUUCUCUUGAUCUCCACAAAGCCCUACAGAAAGCUUACGAUGACGAUAAACCAAAUAAUAAUUUAAAUAUUAGCAAGCUCAUGUCAUCGUGGGAAGAGCAGCCGGGCUAUCCAGUCAUAAGCAUUAGAAAAUCUGGAAAUGAUGUCAUUAUAACACAAAAACGCUUUCCAGAUGAGAAAGUCAAUGAUUUUUAUGCGAUUCCACUUACAUUUGCGACAAAAACAAAUCCGAAUUUCGAUGAAAAGACAGCAAAAGUGUGGAUGACAUCAGAAGUAAUAAAACUUAAUGAAAUCUUGAGCACAUUGGAUGAAUGGAUAAUAUUUAAUAUUCAACUAGUGGGAUAUUAUCGUGUUGAUUACAGUCGAGAGCUGUGGGAUGUCAUCAUAAAAGGCUACAAGGCAAACUUUCAAAUUAUUCAUCAUGUAAAUCGUAAAGUCUUACACGAGGAAAUAUAUCUUGGCUGGAGUAUAUUAAAGACAAAGACGGCAAGUGACUGUUUGGAAUUCAUGAGUGUAUUAGAAUAUGAAACGUCUGGCGUGAUUUGGAGGACUGCAUCGUAUUAUCUUGAACAACUUCAUAAAUUCUUGCUAUUUAGUGAUGUCUACGAGAAUUUUCAGACGAAAAUGCAUGAAAUUCUUAAGCCUCAUAUUAAGAUUUUAAAAGCAUCAAAAAGCGUUGACACAGAAUUUCCAGUUGAGAUUAAAAGAUGGAGUAUGAUAAGUCAGCAUCCUGAAUUUUUAGAACUUCAGUUAAGCCAACUGCUUAUAUACAUGCAAACUAAUUUAACAAGUGACAAGCCAGACUUAUGCAGUGCUUUGAGCAUUGCUAAUGAAACAAUUUACAGACAUUACAUCAAUGAAGUUAUUAACUUUGAAUUCUUAAUUGACAUGGAAGUUAUUGGCGGACUUGGAUGUUCCUUUAAUCGAACUCUUCUUGAAGAAAUGUUUACAACAUUCUUAAAUCCAAUAAAUGAAGUCGAACCUAUUUAUGUGACAAAUAUUAUGGAAGUUACAGUUGAAAGCAGUGUUGUUGGAUUAGAGACUGUUAUGGACUUGAUUAGUGACAAGUGGUGGGAAAUCAGUAAUUUACAACCAGAAUACAUCAACACAAUAGUCACAAAGACCCACCAACUCAUCAACUCACCAAAACAUCUUGAAAAGUUCAAAACUCUCACAUCCAAAUUAGUUCAAAAUCGAGCUAUAUUACCUGCAUUAGUAGCAUCUCAGCUGAAAACCAUCGGAGAGAAACUUGAAGACGAAGAGUGGAAGAACAUCAAAGAAUGGUUUGGCGUAGAAGAAGAACAAACAUCAUCAUCAUCAACAAUUACAUCAACAUCCCAAAUUGAAGAUACAACGUUGGAUGCCGUUUCACUAUCUACCUCAAUUAGAAUAAUUGCAAUUUGCAUUUCAUUAUGCUUCCUCUUGAAACAGAAAUUCACUUAGUGUGAGCAAUGGAGCUAAUUUAAUCAUGGAAAUAAAAUAAAAUGUAAUUCACUUUAUGAAUUAAUUUAAUUUAAUGAAUUUAAAUUAAGAAAUAAAACAAAACUUCCUG